ACGUAAAAUACGAUUAGAAAGACCAGAUCUUGUAUUCCUGCCAUGCUUUGCGCACCAGGCCAACCUAUGCAUUGGAGAUAUUUUUAGAUGUUCAUCACAAUACAAACGUGCGGCAGAGCAGGCAAUUGAAAUAGCAGCAUAUUUUACUGACCGAAAACAUUCAAAAGCAAUAUCCUUACUUUAUAAUGAGCAACAAAGAAUUUAUAAGACAAUUUAUAGCUUUGUUCGCCCUGUAAUCACCCGUUGGAAUUCCUACUAUUAUAGUUUCGCUGCCCUUAAUAGAAGUAAACGGGCUUUACAAUCGUAUUCAAUUCUUUAUUUAAAUUCAAAUGAGCUAUCAAGUAAAGCACGAACUGCUAUAAAUAGUGUGGCAUUUUGGAAGAAUGUUGAGAUUACUGAUUGUUUGUUGCCAUUUGUUAGUAUUUUAGAUUACCUUCAGCGUGAUGCUGCAAAUCUUUUUGAUGUAACUUAUUCAUUUACAUAUGUUGCACAACAGUACGAGGAUGAAACUGACGG
Molecule: messenger RNA, 516 nt
Organism: Dentiscutata erythropus
Lineage: Eukaryota; Fungi; Glomeromycota; Glomeromycetes; Diversisporales; Gigasporaceae
Source: the annotation of a GenBank genome assembly